AUGGACAAUGGCUACCACUCCCCACAGGUCUGGGAAGUGAUCGGAGGUGCCGACAAGGGUGGAGUGAUUGUCAGGGUGGAUGAGGAGAUCUCUUCGACGCCCUUCCCGGAUCGCCUGACCACCGGGUCCUUGGUCAUGGAGGUCGAACUCGUAGGGGACCGACUUUGCUAUGAUCGUAUUGCUGGGACUGGCGCUGGUCCCGACUCUGGCUGGGUCUCUGUCCGCUUGGGCCUAAAGGAGCUCCUCGUGCCGAUUGAUGUGAAGCCGCCUCGGAGUGGCUGGCGAGUUGUUCACAAGGACCUACCCACCUGGGUGCCCCCUCGACCUCGUCCUGAACGUCCUGCCAUCACAGACGGCAGCCAGGGCCCUUCGCAGUGGCGGGAUGAGGAUGAGAUGGUUGGUGCUGGACCUGGCUCGGCAGUGGGACCUGAGUAUGCACAGAUUUCUGGGCAGCCCUUCGCAUACUAUCACAAGGUCUGUUUUAGCGACACCAAGCCCACGGGUCUUCGCAUGUCUGCAUGCCUUGGAACAAUGGAAGAGUGUCGAGCCGACACUUUUACCCUUUGUGACCAGACAGUCGACAGCUUUAAGAAGGUCACGGAUCCCUUCAUUCUCGUGGCUUUAGAGUUACAUCCUGCUAUUGCAGAUUUUAGCCCCUCCAAAUCGGAGGAUGGCCUGCUCUAUGCGCAUCCAAGCUCCAAAGGUCCCAUCAUGACUUGGUUAAGGAAUGAAGUGCAGUUUGGGUGGCCAAUGUUUCCACUGAGGACUGAAGAGCAGAUCAUCUAUGCAGUGGGGAAAAACCCGCGGAGUUCCGAGCGAAGAGCCAUCGCCACGGGUCGCUUCAUUGAGGCUUUGGUCGAUGAGCCCGGGGCACCCGGUCCGGGCGGCACCCGAGGGCGCCCGGUCCUCUCCCGCAUCCUCGAAUCGAUCGUCACGUUGAAUGUUAGUGGACUUCAAGGGGUCGAGUUGUUGGUUCGUCGACUUCAAGUGAUCCGUGAGGCUCACCGAAUCUCGCCAACAAGCCCAGAUUACAGCUCAGCAGAAUUUUUCAUGGGAUGGCGCUACUGCAAGGGAGCGCAUGGUGUCGACCCUGACCUCGCCCAUCACGUGGCAGCGGAAUUGAAGUCCGAGGCCAUGAUCCUCAAGGAAAGCCGCAAGGCUAAAGAAGAGGCCCAAGCACGCCGUCGAAACCCGGAGACAAGAAGGGGGGAGGCGGCGGAGAUCAGAAAUGAGAAGAAGUCCGGGUGGCGCUUUGACAGCAGGGGCUACGGGCUUUCCACAUCUUCUAGACGAAGGAAGGCCAAGGUCCGUGGUUUGGUUGAGGAGUCAAAUCGUGUAAUUGACAGUUUGAACGAGAUGUAUGCCGCACAGUCCAAUGUUUGUGAAACUAGAGUCAGUGAAGCACAGAGGGCUAGUCAGCAUGCAAUUUUUCAGCAAUUGGCCCGAAUGCCCAGGGCUCAAAAACAAUGCAGUAUGCGUGAGGCUGUUCAAGAGCUUCUGCAGUGUGACUCCUCCUACGGACAGGAGGAUUUUGUCAGCACGGUACGCCCCUAUGACCGAGAGCUUGUUUCGCUUCCCGACACGGGAGAUUGUCCGAUAGCACUGGACCAGGUCCUUGAUGAACAUGGACGACAAGUACUUGGUGAUCCUCAAUGCAGUAUGCUUCUCUCGGAUGAGGAGUGGGGGCGGGUGCUGGAAGAGGGAGAUUUGGUGGCGAUCCCAGAGGGCUCUACGUUGUAUCUGGCUCAAUCCGACAUCAAGGACUAUUUUUACAGCCUUGCAUUACCACAAGAACUACAAAGCCUGUUCUGUCUUCCGGCCAUUGCCAAGUCGGCCUUGCAGGACUGGAACGUCGACAUGGCGACUGUGGAUGAGGAUGCAGAAGGCUGGACUUUCCCGAUGCUGCGGGUGAUUCCCAUGGGCUGGAGUUGGGCAAUGUGGGUUGCACAACGUGUUCACACCCAUCUGUGCAUUGAGGCUGGAGGUCUUAGCAUUGACCGGGUCGUGGUUGAGAGCAAGGCCCCUCCAGACAUUUCAGACAAAGAGGUCAUUUUGAUCCCCUACGCUGACAAUCUGAACGUUGCAGGCAUUGAUGAACUUCGAGUUCAAGAGGUGAAGGACAAGAUCGUUCGAAGGCUCCGGCAAAUCGGAUUCAGAGUGCAUGAAGAACUUGAAGCAUGUCCCAUUGGGCAAAGCCUUGGUUUCCUGAUCGAUGGACAGAGGGGUAUUGUCACGCCAAUUCCGGAAAGGCUGCAGAAGGUGAAGCUGGCACUGGAUUGGCUUGGCAGGCGUCCGUGGGUUUCAGGGAAACAAGUAGAGCGGCUUAUUGGGCAUUGCAUUCAUUUCAUGCUUCUUCGACGUGAGUUGCUUUCGGUUUUCAGAUCCAUGUACGAUUUUGUUCAAAAGAGUUAUCACUACAAGAGCGUGCUUUUUCCAUCAGCAGCAAGAGAAGCGCGUUGGGCCUCCAGUCUUUUGGGCCUAUGCAGUGUUGACCUCAAGCGAACUUGGAGUGAGAAGGUGACCAGCAGUGACGCCUCUCUGUCAGGCAUUGCUGUAUGCACACGUGAGCUGCCUCGUGAGGAAGUAGCCCUCAUAGGUGCACAGAGAGAACCCUGGCGAUACAGGUACAGGGAGCUUCCACCGCCACAUCCUUUUGAGCUCAACGAGAAGUUUCUUGAAGUUCCCCCCGAAGUGAUGCAGCAGGACCACUGGCAUGAAGCUUUCGCUGUGCAUAUGAAACAUGCUGAGCAUAUCACGUUGCUUGAGGCCAGAGCCAGUGAGAGGCAGGAGCUUCGGAGGAUUCAUGAAAGGUGCUACCCAACUCGAACUGGCCAACAAGACCAUGGACAAGCUGCAUUCGGUCCCUUGUCCCCAGAAGAAGAGAGGCAAGGUUUUGAUGACCCACUUCGACAAGAAGCCUGCAGAGAAGGCAAAGACUCGAGCGCAAGUGGUGGCCAAAAGAACGGAUCCACCCCGCUUCAAGGGACAGACGAACUUGGAGCGAUUGGCAGUCUCAGAGGCUGUCGCCCGGGACUAUACACGAAGAAUAGAGGACUUGAGACGAUUCUCGAAGAUGCAGAAGUUUUCUUUGAAGGGUCCCAAGAAUUGGACGAGGCCUGCACCAGAUUUCUCAACGACAUCUUCGAGCAGGGCGUCGAGUUCCACGAAGGCUCAAAAUUUGUGGCCGCAGUGAAAGAUGCGUUCCCAGACUAUGGCCCGAAGGGCAUGUUGCCUCGGAUGGUCCGGGCGCUGCAGGGUUGGGGGAAGGUCGACCCUCAAAAGACACGACCUCCCCUUCCAUGGGAGCUGGUGGCGAGCCUCGCCAUGAAGAUGAGGAGGCGGGGCCGCCUGCAGCCGGCGUUGGCAACCCUGACAAUGUUCACUGCUCACCUGAGGCCAGGCGAGUGUCUGGCCAUUCAGAAGACAGAUCUGGCGAAGCCGAUGCCGAAGCAAGAGUUUCAUACAUUGCAUCUUCAUCCUGCCGAACGACACGAGGCCUCAAAAGUUGGAAUCUCAGAAGAAUCAAUCCAACUGGAUGCCGUGCAGGUGCAAUGGCUGGGACUAGCCCUCGAGCAGCUCCAAUCCCCAGGUCCCUUCCUUUUCGACCUGGGAUACACGGAGAUGGUGAGUGCUUGGAAACAAGCACUCGUCGACGUAGGACUGGAGCACAACCAUGCCGUGCUCCAUCAGCUUCGCCACUUUGGACCUUCGUUCGAUCGAUGCCACCGUCUCAGAUCGCUGAUGGAGAUCAAAGCCAGAGGCCGAUGGGCCGCGGAUGCCAGUCUCCGUCGCUACGAGCAGCAUGGCCGCUUGAAUCAGGAAUACCAUCGCCUACCACUGGCGACACAAAAGCUUGUUUUGCAGUUGGAAGAGCAGAUGAGAAAGCUGGGCCCAAAGUUUUUCACCCACCCUCAGCAAUAG
This is a messenger RNA of Durusdinium trenchii, 3921 nucleotides long. The record is from the annotation of a GenBank genome assembly. Lineage: Eukaryota; Dinophyceae; Suessiales; Symbiodiniaceae.